Molecule: messenger RNA, 2011 nt
Organism: Diatraea saccharalis (sugarcane borer)
Lineage: Eukaryota; Metazoa; Arthropoda; Insecta; Lepidoptera; Crambidae
Source: the annotation of a GenBank genome assembly
UUAAAAGCUAUCUAGUUAUAAGUAAAAAUAUCUUGUUUUUAAUUACUUAUUAUAAGGAAAACAACAAGUUUUAAACUUAGAAAAAUCCGUACUGCUUUUAAAUAAAUAACGGGUCUAAUUCCCUUAAGGGUUUAAUUAAAUUAAUAUAUUUCUUUUGUAACUAGAACUAGUUUUCUGUAAUUUCCAGUUUCAUGUUUCCUAAUGGGAAAAUAAUAUAUAAAUUAAUAAUUCUAGUUUAAGCACCUAUUGUUAAAGUUGAACUGUCCUACGACCGAUCUAUUUAGUUCAAUGACUAAUUUUUAUCAAUUGCGAUUUCACCAAACAAUUAUAAACCUGACUCAGACCAACAAAAAAUAUAGCAAAAAGUACUUUAGUAGGUUGCUCUACGCUGUAUCGGCUCUACUGUGUAUUUCGCUUUAUCUCGAGAACGGUACACUGACACUUAACUUGCCAGUCGGGGCCAGGUGUCGCGCGCGGACGUCCGGCGUAUACCGUUCUCAUGUUGCAGAGCAAGACUGAAGACGAACCGAUGGUUACCAAGAAGAAGUCCAAGAUACCAUGCUUAUCUCUGUCUUCGUUCCUCCCGGCACUUGAGGCGGUCACAGCAGCAGUCACAAUGCCGGGGGGAGGGGGUGCCCCUCCCGGAACACCAUCGGCAAAGCCAAAGGACAAGCCAAGAACCAAAGUAGUUGUGGCUCUUUACCCGUUUAAAGCAAUUGAAAGCGGUGACCUUUCUUUAGAAAAGGGCGCUGAAUAUGAAGUUAUUGACGACUCCCAAGAACACUGGUGGAAAGUGAAGGACGAAAAUGGGUCAGUUGGGUACAUACCCAGCAACUACGUGAAAGAGAAAGAAACGAUCGGGUUGCAGAAAUACGAAUGGUAUGUUGGCGAGAUGUCUCGGCAACGUGCCGAAUCUCUGCUCAAACAAGAGGACAAGGAAGGAUGCUUUGUCGUUCGUAAUUCCUCUACUAAGGGCAUGUACACGCUCUCUCUAUAUACCAAAGUUAAUCACCCACAGACGAAGCAUUACCACAUAAAACAGAACAGUCGCGGAGAAUUUUAUCUAUCGGACAAGCAUUGUUGCCCCAGCAUCCCCGAGCUGAUAAACUACCACAAGCAUAACAGCGGCGGCCUCUGCUCCCGGCUGAAGGCCACGCCUUGCGAUCGGCCUGCGCCCCCCACUGCGGGUCUUUCGCACGACAAAUGGGAGAUAGACCCAUCAGAGUUGGUCCUAUUAGAAGAACUAGGAGCGGGUCAGUUUGGUGUAGUACGGCGCGGUAGAUGGCGCGGUCGUAUAGACACCGCGGUGAAGAUGAUGAAGGAAGGCACUAUGUCCGAAGAUGACUUCAUCGACGAGGCCAAAGUCAUGACUAAACUCCAACAUCAGAAUCUCGUACAACUAUACGGAGUGUGUUCCAAACAUCGUCCUAUAUACAUAGUGACGGAGUACAUGCGGCACGGUUCCCUUUUCAAUUACCUUCGACGCACAUCGCCCGACCAAUUAGGGCCCGCUGUACUACUCGAUAUGUGUAUACAGGUCUGCAAAGGAAUGGCAUAUUUAGAAAGGCAUAACUACAUUCAUCGGGAUUUAGCCGCAAGAAAUUGUUUAGUCGGUGAUGAAAAUGUCGUUAAAGUGGCAGACUUUGGUUUGGCGCGAUACGUGUUGGACGAUCAAUACACGAGCUCGGGAGGCACCAAGUUCCCUAUCAAGUGGGCACCGCCUGAAGUACUGAACUACACGAGGUUCUCCUCCAAAUCUGAUGUUUGGGCUUUCGGUGUACUGAUGUGGGAAGUUUUCACGUGCGGUAAGGUCCCCUACGGCAGGAUGAAGAAUUCAGAUGUCGUGGACAUGGUUCAAAGGGGACAAGUUCUAGAAAAACCUAAAGGAUGCCUCAAUGAAAUUUACAAUGUGAUGCUAGCUUGUUGGCGGCACAUGCCCGACGAGCGGCCGUCGUUCCGUGUGCUGAAGGACGAGUUGGCGGGCGUCGCGCACGCCGUUCUGGCUGAUUGA